Molecule: messenger RNA, 351 nt
Organism: Penicillium alfredii
Lineage: Eukaryota; Fungi; Ascomycota; Eurotiomycetes; Eurotiales; Aspergillaceae
Exons: 1
Coding region: 1-351 (116 amino acids)
Source: RefSeq, a predicted model, not a curated record
AUGGCUCUCUCGUUCAAGAAACUCUUCAACGGCUUCCGUGGUAACCGUCAAGAUCGUACCCACGAGAGCACGCCUUCAACCAUCACCCCUAUCACAACUGCCGAGCCCAUCAUCUUUCCUCCCAUCGUGGAAAACAUUCGCCCCGACUCAGCUCGUCACACGCUUGCCGUGUCGCUGAAGAAGCUGGCCAAGCGCUUCCGAGCCAUCACCCGGCGUGGCCGAUCGGCCACCAACAUUGUGCCCUUGGCUCCGAGCAAGAGCCGGCCUGCUCCCCUCCGUGGGAUUCUCAAGAAUCCCACCAUCGCCAAUGAGGGCAAUGUCCGCUCUGUCUCAUCCCCCGCCGAGCUUUAA